UUGUACAAAAUAAAGAGUCAACAAAUUUACAUUGAUACACCUACUAAUAUUGUGCGGGCAAGAAAUAUAGAACCACUCUUGUCUAUGUUCUACGCGGGUCUGUACCGACUGUACACUGUUUGCCCGACAGACCCUAUUAAAAAAUAUCAACCAAAUGACACGUUAAAACCAUUUAAAAUUCCAUUGUUAAGUCUAUUUUUUCAUCAAGUACAAAAAACUGUUUACUGUCACAAAGGUGGAAUUGACACUUGGGUUGCUGAUUCAGUAACGGCAUAAACAGUAAUUGUUUUUAAACAUUUAGAAUUAAUUGUACACUUAUAUUCUGUAUAAUAAUAUUUAACUAUUAUAAUUCCCACUGUAUGUGUAAUUUCCUUUUUUGCUUCAUACGAGUACCGACCAUGGAUAGCGCUCCAGUUUCAGAUGUCGUUUGUAUUGACGAUAUGGGCAAAGCCAGAGUCAUGGAUCCAUUAUUAGCUGACAAAGUAUCCGGUCUUAAGGAACAGUGCGAUGAUUUUAUGAGAGACAUGGACAACUAUAGCGGUUCCGUCGAUGGAUUCAUUGCAGUCAUGGAAAAUUUGGCUAAACAAGUGGAACAGGAAAAACGAGAAGCCAUCAUAGCGUCCAACCAGUUAGCAUCGUUAACCAAUAAAACUGAAGAAAGACAAGCAAUGUUACAGACCGAGAUUGAGCAGAAGACGUUGGAAUUGGAGCGAUAUAAAACAGAGCACAGGUCGCUGCAAAAAAUAGAAUCUGAACAACAAGACUUGAUAAAUCAUUUAUCGUUUCAAUAUUAAAUUUAAAAAAAUAGAUAAUAUUUAUACAGUACACAAAUGUUUGUUAUGAAUGACAUAUCACUAUAAAACACUGUUUAAUACCAUCAAAAUAAUGAUGGUAAACGCAAAUUCAGUGGUAUAUAUUUAAUUUGCAAAUAAUAAAUUUACAAAAAAAAAUUAUGCGCUAAAUAAUAUAUUUUCAAUCAAAUUUCGAUUUUCAUUAACAACUUUAGAAGUAAAUCAUAAUAAUAGUAA
Molecule: messenger RNA, 1028 nt
Organism: Adelges cooleyi (spruce gall adelgid)
Lineage: Eukaryota; Metazoa; Arthropoda; Insecta; Hemiptera; Adelgidae
Gene: IFT20
Product: intraflagellar transport protein 20 homolog
Exons: 3
Coding region: 360-794 (144 amino acids)
Biological process (GO): intraciliary transport; protein localization to cilium; centrosome localization
Cellular component (GO): centrosome; Golgi apparatus; cilium
Source: RefSeq, a predicted model, not a curated record